Stylophora pistillata is the source of this 1577-nucleotide messenger RNA. RefSeq lists its product as uncharacterized. The record is from RefSeq and is a predicted model, not a curated record. NCBI's taxonomy places the organism in Eukaryota, Metazoa, Cnidaria, Anthozoa, Scleractinia, Pocilloporidae.
GUAACGUGGUAGGACAGCAACCCUACACGCCCGGAGUUCCAUGUACAAAGUGCGCCAGUGGUCAGGGUUGGUGCUACAAGAACCUUUGCAGAGAAUGCAAGAAUUUUUAGCCCAAAAUGUGGAACGACCUACUCGAAAGGCAUGUGCCUCACAAACAGAGACUUGAUGGAAAAACAUUGCCCUAAGCUGUGCAACCUUUGCAGAUGUCCUUUGCAGUGCAAAAAUGGAGGACAGGUUGACCGUAACACUUGCACUUGUACGUGCUAUGGCAAAUGGAAAGGCUCCGAUUGCUCUGAGAGGAUCUGCGAUGAAGGGUGGUACGGAGAGAAAUGUGAAAAGCGGUGCUUCGACAAAGUGGGAACAUCCACAUGCCAGUGGCGAGUCAAAAACGGCCAUCCAUGUUCAGUAACGUAUAUGAAGCUCGACUGCGUCAAGACUUGUGUUUGUGAUCUCAUGCCAAAACCAAAACCAAACCCACCACCGAAACCACCGACAAAAGUCCCACUGACCGUCAGACCAACCCAACCCAACCCGGGAUCCGGCGAAGACUGUGAAGAUAGACACUCGGCCCCUAACCAGUGCGAGUUUUGGGCGAUACUCGGAGAAUGCCAGAAGAAUAAAGACUGGAUGAGACAGAAAUGUAUGAAGAGCUGCGGAGCUUGCAAUUGCCAGGAUGCGUACAACACCGCUAAGUGUAAACAGUGGGCUGACAGAGGGGAGUGCAAGAAAAACCCCAAAUGGAUGGAGCCCAAUUGUGCAAGGAGCUGCCUUGCUUGUGACUGUUCUGACAAACACUCGAAAUGUAAGGAGUGGGCAGGUCUAGGAGAAUGUGCAAAGAAUUACGCAACAUGGAUGGAGGAAAAUUGCAAAAAGAGUUGUAAUAAAUGCAAUGUCAAGGGUUGAUUAGAUCUAAUCUGUUCAUUCCUGAAACUCUUUUAGCUUAGGGCGAGAUUCUUUUCUGUCUAGACAUGCAGUUAAACCACUCGCCAGGCUUAGUUCAGAGCGAAUUUCACCAUGCAUGAAUAUUUUGUAGCUGAAUGGAUGUCUGAGGCGUUGAUUACACCAGUUUACUUUGACAUUCCGAAAACUGCAUAGGGACAGUUUUCAAUUGAAUUUCGGCAGACCAAAUCCAAAGUAAUCACAACGGCCGAUCAGUAAAAACGUUAACAUCGUCAUUAGCCAUUAAGUACUCAACGUAAAAAGAAAGGAUUAGAGAUUGAGGCACGGGAAAACCAGAGUAACCGUCGCGAUUAGUUUUGGUUUUGAAUCCGACUGGUCGAGAGAGUGGUGCGAAUUUUCUUGAAGAAUGACAAAGCGAAAUUAGGAAAAAACAAAGCGAUAGCGGAUUACGUUCGAUACUCAAUUGAAAAAAAAGAAAAAAAAAAACUCUAUUAAUGGGAGGUAUCUUUAACAACUGAUAGGAAAUACCUUGGACUGAAUAACGCCCGCAUGGUGGGUUCAGUCUGUGCUUGAUCAUCUUUUGUACCCCGAAAUUAUCAUUACUUCUUUGUUUCAAGGACGUCAUACCACACUACACAGUCUUGUUUAGAGUUCUUAAAUAAGGAGAAUAAACACAA